CCAGCAGCCUCCGUCCUCUCAUUCCACACGCAGAAGCAUCAUUCCUGUUGCUAUAUUACUGAUUUAUUCUCGCUGUCAUGGCCAACGGGUCUAAUCCACAGCCGCCUGCACCUUCCUCUCCCUCCCACGCCUGAGGCAGGAUACCACAACUUGUCGUCUUGCGACCGCAGUUCCUCUCAAAUUGAGCUGCUCGCUUUCUUUCUACUGUCUUCUUCGCAACUUAGAAUCAACAAUUGGUGACUCUGAUUGGAGAGCAUCUUCCAGCCUCCCACAACAUGCGCUGAAGAGUGUCAUUAUCAGGGCUCUGCAAGCUUGAGCGCUUCCCUCCAUCCUUCGUAAAGCGACAGGCAGAGAUAUGCAGGACCGAGCUGAUGUUGUGCGGUAAACUACGGACUGAGGUCGAUGUAUAUCUUGAGGGAGCCGCUGUCCUCUCCGACAGGUGCGCGACUGUGAGCGCAGCGUCUCUGACUUCGGCGCAAAGUGCGUGCGUUUCCUUUGCUUUAAUGUGCAACUAUUUUCGGCAAAACGCUGAGUGUGUCUAAGAUGUGGACCCGGAACGCAUCCAAAAGACUACCCUGAACAUGAGGAAAAGCAGACGUCGUGCAACUAUGGGUCUUUCUGUGCUUUUCAGAUGGCUUAUAUUCGCAGUGUUGAUACCCACCUGCCUGCUUGCAGCUCCAAGCGGCAUCCGGGAGCGCCGCUGCCCCUCGAGCUGCAGAUGUGAUGGGAAAAUAAUAUACUGUGAAUCCAAUGCCUUUCGUGAUGUGCCAAACAACGUGUCUGUGAGCACGCAGGGCCUCUCCCUCCGUUACAACAGCCUGGUAAACCUCAGAGCCCGCCAGUUCGCAGGCCUCAGUCAGCUGGUUUGGCUCUACCUCGACCACAAUUACAUCAGCUCUGUGGAUAGCCAGGCGUUCCACGGGAUCCGCAGGCUCAAGGAGCUGAUUCUCAGCUCGAACAAGAUUACUCUGCUGAAAAACAACACAUUCCACGAUGUCCCAAAUUUACGGAACCUUGACUUGUCCUACAACAAGCUGCAGGUUCUGAAACCCAAUCAGUUCUUGGGCCUGCGAAAGCUGCUCAGUUUGCAUUUGAGAUCAAACUCCUUAAAAACAAUCCCCAUGCGAGUUUUCCUCGACUGUCGCAAUUUGGAGUUUCUUGAUAUGGGCUACAACAGGCUUAGGAGCCUGACGCGUAAUGCUUUUGCAGGACUCCUGAAACUCAUUGAGCUUCAUUUGGAACACAAUCAGUUUUCAAAGAUAAAUUUUGCUCAUUUCCCCCGCCUGACUAACCUGAGGGCCCUCUACCUGCAGUGGAACCGCAUUAGACUGCUAACCCAGGGCCUGCCAUGGAUGUGGACUUCCUUGCAAAAGUUGGACCUCACAGGAAAUGAGCUGGAAGUGCUGGAUGCCAGAACGUUUCAGUGCCUGCCUAACCUUCAGACACUAAAUCUGGACUCCAACAAACUUACCAAUGUAUCCCAGCAGACAGCAGAGACUUGGAUCUCCCUAACCACCAUUAGUCUUGCCGGGAAUUUGUGGAACUGUAACCCCAACAUAUGCUCACUGGUGUCCUGGCUCAAAGCCUUCAAGGGAAACAAGGAGACUACUAUGGUUUGUGCUAGUCCUAAGGAGGCCCAAGGAGAGAAAGUGACAGAUGUGAUGGAGACUUAUAACACCUGUACAGCAACGCCGACCCCAAUCCCCCCAACAACUUUGCCUCCCACUUCCCCUUUCCAGCCUGAGUUCUUUCCUCUUUCCACACAGCUGGUGGUGGAAAAAAAGCUGACCUGGAAUAGGACAGCCUCUUCGACUCCUUCCCAGGCCUCCCCCACCAUACCCAUGCCCGACACUGACUAUGUGUCCUUCCACAAGAUCAUAGCUGGCAGCGUUGCACUUUUCUUAUCUGUGGCUAUAAUUCUCCUGGUAAUCUAUGUGUCAUGGAAGCACUAUCCCAGCAGUCUCAAACAGCUCCAGCAGCGCUCAGCAGUCAAGAAGCGCCAAAAACAGGCACGGCAGACUGAGCGCUCGUUUAAUUCCCCUCUGCAAGAGUACUAUGUGGACUACAAGGCCUCCCACUCAGAGACUAUGGAUAUGCUGGUUAAUGGGACGGGACCUUACACGUACACCAUCUCAGGCUCCAGGGAAUGUGAGAUACCAUGGCAGGUGAAUCCCCUGGCUCUGUACAGGUGUGAACAGUCAGUGCUGGAUCAGUGCCAUGCCCACCUGUUGCUGCACCACAAUGUGGGCAUGGAGCCCCACUCUCGGGCGCUGGGAGGUUCGGGGCCAGCCUUGUACCACCCGGGCCUAAUGGCUGCCCUCCCCUCCGAGCCUGUGCUGCCUUGCCCCCAGACUCACUCCCACCACCGGUGAGCUGUGUACACCGAGAGGCUGUGAACUCCUGUAUUUGUGCAACUGCUCAGUGAACUGCUCAAAGGAAAUAAAAGGUUGUGUGGGAGGAAACUGGGACUGGUAACAAAGCAAAGGAGACAGCUAAUCUACCACAGAGCAUCCAGGAUUCAGAGUAAUGAAAAUGAAACUAUUUUUCACCAGGAAAAAAGGGGUGCAGCAGUAUUGAUCGAUAAGAAUCUGACCUACAUGGCCCCACAUGUCCUCAAUUAGCAGAGGAGGCUGAUGAGUAACAUGGCUCCCCACAUUCUAUGUCCCUGCCAGGAGUAAUAAGAAUAGUAUUUUAAUGGUUUGGUAAUCUUAUUAAACACAUUUCCUCGACUUCUCAGGGUAGCUCUGCUGUGAAAGUAAUCAACUGAUUAAUACUAUAAGUCGGGUAGCAGAAUAAAUGAAAGAGUGGCCAAACAUAAAGUUUUUUCCUGCUGCUUUUCCUGAUCUAAAGCCCCUCUGUUUCUCUGACUGACAGCCUUUUUUAUGUUAAAACAAAGAAAUCAACCAAACCCAAUCUGAAUAUAGCAGACAGUAAAUGCCACAUAAAAUGUACAGCCUUCAGAGAUUUGUUGGCACUAAGUCUAUUUUUUAUGGUGUCUUAUGAUGUGUGAUGUUGAUCCCAUUCAAAUUAGUUUAUCACAGCGGAGAAAACUAUCCACCAGAAAGCUACACUGCAACACUUAGACAUUUACUUUUCAUCCCUCAUUUAAAUCACUCUUGUGGUUAAUGGUUUUUGAUUUCAUAAUGCAUUAUUAAACCAAUUAUCUGACUGUGUGCUCAUAAAGCUACAUGUGUGCUUUUUACAAGAUGUUGCAAUAUAAUAUGUGGUAAAUAAAACUGUGGUAAAUGAUCGGUAACAGUGUCAUUCAUCAAGAUCGGUGGCUUCGACCCAAACAACUGUCUGCUGUAUUUAGACAACUGCGGAGGUGGAUGAAACAAAAGGAGCGCUGCACUGGAGGCAAGACUGUUUAACAACAAUAUGUCUUGUUUUUGCAUUAGUGACUGACCCCCAAUGGUAACUCUUACAUGCAUUUCUUCUCCUACUGUGACUAUGUAUCUACUUUCUGGUGUAAUAAAGUAAACUAGACUCUCUGA
Girardinichthys multiradiatus is the source of this 3494-nucleotide messenger RNA. Its product is annotated as leucine-rich repeat transmembrane neuronal protein 4. Lineage: Eukaryota; Metazoa; Chordata; Actinopteri; Cyprinodontiformes; Goodeidae. The record is from RefSeq and is a predicted model, not a curated record. Bases 582 to 2372 code for a protein of 596 amino acids. Gene Ontology annotation, molecular function: protein binding. The transcript is spliced from 3 exons. Gene Ontology annotation, cellular component: plasma membrane.